Dothidotthia symphoricarpi CBS 119687 is the source of this 581-nucleotide messenger RNA. RefSeq names its product DUF1960-domain-containing protein. The record is from RefSeq and is a predicted model, not a curated record. NCBI's taxonomy places the organism in Eukaryota, Fungi, Ascomycota, Dothideomycetes, Pleosporales, Dothidotthiaceae. The transcript is spliced from 3 exons. The coding region runs from base 101 to 445 and encodes 114 amino acids.
CUCACAGCAACUGACACACACUCGACCGACUCUACAACUCAACUCCAAUCUCAUCCCGAAGCUUAUUCACUUUCAAAUCUCAUCUACCAAUACACACACAAUGGCUCGCGGAAACGACAGCCAGGUUAAGGUGCACUACCAGGGCAAGGACGAGGACUUCAUCAUCUUCGUUGAUGAUGUCGAGGCUGUAAAGAAGUGGAAGGAGGACUCGAGCAUCCCGCUUGCCCAGGUAGUUAGCGGGUUCAAGGUCUUUGUUACGGACAAGCACGGCACCCAGGGCAUUCUCAACACAGCCGCGAACAGCACAUUGGAGAACGAGUUUGGAACACACAACGAGGACGAGGUCAUGAAGCAGAUCCUGCAGAAGGGCAGCAUCUCGCACUCUGAGAACUCCGAGCGCCAGGGUGACACCAACAUGACUAAGGGCGGAACCAUCGCCCACUAGACGGCUCCUUCCACGACUGCGUACGACCUCACAAGUGGGGAGGAUGAUGCCAGGCCUGAAAGAUUGGCAGCGGCAAUUUAACACGGUGUAUAGCCUCUGCUGAGAAUGCGAGGACGCCCGAGCCUUUGAAAAGGAC